AUGGAUCCGCCUGUCGUCAACAAGAUAUCUGAGGAACUUGAUUUGAAACGCUCGAAGUUGGAUGACGAGGAGGAAAAAUGCGAGGAGAUGCCCUCUUCGUCUAGCGACGACUCCACGGAUUACGAUUCGGAUGAUGUUCGAAUGUACGACGAAGAAUUCAAAAGCCAUGGGCGACUUUGCUGCGAACCGGAAACAGACGGAGAAUUGAUCAAUCGAUUAUCGAAGACGGCUCUUGAUAAAUACAAUACUGAUAAGGGAAACAAUCUUGAAUUUGUGAAAGCAGUGAAGUCUAAUUGGAGUAUUGGAGAGGGACACAUUUUCUCAAUCACAUUCGAGGCCAAGGAUGCUUCUCAAAGUGAGCCUAUACCUUUCCACGCUCAGGUUGGUUACUUUCCAUGGAGAACAACUGUCUACGAUGUCAAGCCUAAACCAUGA
Messenger RNA from Microthlaspi erraticum, 435 nucleotides. Lineage: Eukaryota; Viridiplantae; Streptophyta; Magnoliopsida; Brassicales; Brassicaceae. The record is from the annotation of a GenBank genome assembly.